Messenger RNA from Lemur catta (Ring-tailed lemur), 1406 nucleotides. It is a transcript of the gene SCN3B, whose product is annotated as sodium voltage-gated channel beta subunit 3. The transcript has 7 exons. Gene Ontology annotation, biological process: regulation of heart rate by cardiac conduction; sodium ion transport; ventricular cardiac muscle cell action potential. Gene Ontology annotation, molecular function: sodium channel regulator activity. Bases 409 to 1056 code for a protein of 215 amino acids. NCBI's taxonomy places the organism in Eukaryota, Metazoa, Chordata, Mammalia, Primates, Lemuridae. The record is from RefSeq and is a predicted model, not a curated record. Gene Ontology annotation, cellular component: voltage-gated sodium channel complex.
UCGAGGCCGGCAGAGCCCGCAGGCUGGGGGGCCCUGGAGAGGGGCGGCUGAUCACCCGCCACCCGGGGUCGGGGCUCCGCACGAUCGGGGGCGAGCUCCGGGAGGGGCUCACCCUCUCCACCCCCACCGCUGAGGUCGCCAGCCAAACGGGGGCUUCUGCCUCCUUCCCCGCCCCUCGGGACCUCCCCCGGGAGCCGAGGGCGGGUGUGCACGGGACCGACGUGGAACGAAGUCUGUAGCCCAGACGGGCGGCCCAGGUGGCUUCGGGUGUGAGGAUACGCCCAGCUGGCGACACCGGCCAGGGCGGAUGCAGCCGGCGCUCCGGUCUCGGCGGAUCCUAGUCCGAGCGUAGCUGUUCCUAGGGGAGCCGAGAGGAGAAUCAACCCGGGAAGCCAACAGCUGAAGAAGAUGCCUGCCUUCAACAGAUUGUUCCCCCUGGCUUCUCUAGUGCUCAUCUACUGGGUCAGCGUCUGCUUCCCCGUGUGUGUGGAAGUGCCCUCGGAGACGGAGGCCGUGCAGGGCAACCCCAUGAAGCUGCGCUGCAUCUCCUGCAUGAAGAGGGAGGAGGUGGAGGCCACCACGGUGGUGGAAUGGUUCUACAGGCCCGAGGGCGGUAAAGAUUUCCUUAUCUACGAGUAUCGGAACGGCCACCAGGAGGUGGAGAGCCCCUUCCAGGGGCGCCUGCAGUGGAACGGGAGCAAGGACCUACAGGAUGUGUCCAUCACUGUGCUCAACGUCACUCUGAAUGACUCCGGCCUCUACACCUGCAAUGUGUCCCGGGAGUUUGAGUUUGAGGCACAUCGGCCCUUUGUGAAGACGACACGGCUGAUCCCACUCCGGGUCACCGAGGAGGCUGGAGAGGACUUCACCUCCGUGGUCUCAGAAAUCAUGAUGUACAUCCUUCUGGUCUUCCUCACCUUGUGGCUGCUCAUCGAGAUGAUAUAUUGCUACAGAAAGGUCUCAAAGGCGGAAGAGGCGGCCCAAGAAAAUGCGUCUGACUACCUUGCCAUCCCAUCAGAGAACAAGGAGAAUUCUGCAGUACCAGUGGAGGAAUAGAACAGAAGCAGUAUGCCUGGAGGUGGCCUAAACACUGAGGGACUGGCUAUCCCAGGUUCGGUGAUGUCAACAGCAUCAGGAGGGGGCCCCUCGGGCCCCAUCUCUUCCCUUCACGUGCCCAUCCUUCUAUUUGUUCAUCCAUACAUCUACCCAUCUCUGAGCGCUCACCUCUGACUGCCUAGUUCCAUCAGACCUCUUCACACCAUAAGACUUUGCCAGAACCAAGAAGCCAACAUUUCUACACGGAUUCAACCUCACCUUGUCCUAGCUCUGUUUGAAAUCUGAAAGCAACUGGAUUUCUCCCCUGUGCUUCAAAUGAUUUUGUUCUAAGUGCUGGAGGUAGCACCUCC